UUUGUUGUUCUUUUUUUUCCGUAAAUCUAAAAAACGAAGAAUCAUUGUUUCAUUGUCUUCAGAAUGAAGACCGUGAAAGGAGAAGAAGUGGGAUAAACAUGCCCCUAGAGUAGAAACCACAUGCCAUCAGACAGCAGUGCAUGCUUUUGCAGACAGUUUCAUAUGUAACAGUUGUCGGUGAUAUUCAAUUUGAUCAAACUUUCUCAGCUCCUUGUGUCAUGGUUAGUGAUUCUCUGAAUAGAACAGAAUGAAGUUGAUAUAUUUCAUUCUGAUGUUCCAAGAGAUGCAUCUUUGUCAUGGUUUUUCUUUUCUUUUCAGCAUAUCAAAAUACCUCUUCUUGGAGCGGAACCAUCUCCUCCCAUUCUGAUGUGUUUGACUCUGACAGCAGUAAAACUGUACAUGACCAACCAUCCAUAACCCAACAUAAGGGAUGCUGGUGGAGUCUCAGACUGCCGGGUCAUGAGCUGAAUCAGCCUGUUGUGUUCACCUCAGAGUCCAUCGCUGACCUGGUCCUGCAGGUCUGCCAGGACCUGGGCUGUGGUGGACUUUAUAAUCUGACCCGGGCCAGUUCUCCCCCCAACAGUAGCUGCCUCACGAGCUGUUCCUACCACGAUCGUCUCCUCCACAACUGCUCCCAGGUUGUUAGGAGCGACUGCAUAACCGUGUCUGAAGUUUACUGUGGGAACCAGGCUGUGCGGUUGCAGGGCGGCGGUCACCGCUGUGCCGGGCGGGUGGAGCUGUGGAGAGACGGCCAGUGGGGCACGGUGUGUGACGACCAGUGGGACCUGAGAGACGGGGAUGUGGUGUGCCACCAGCUGGGCUGUGGCUACGCACUCAACGUGUCUGGGCAAGAUGGCUCUACCCCCCUAGGCACUGGGCCCAUCUACCUGGACGAGGUCAACUGUACAGGGAAGGAGAGGGACUUGUGGGAGUGCCCGGCCACGGGAGAUCACGACUGUGGACACAAGGAAGAUGCCGGGGUGGUCUGCUCCGAGAGGAGAGCGGUCAGGCUGAGUGGGGGUCUGGACCGCUGCUCUGGAAAAGUGGAGAUUCAUCGUAACGGGACCUGGGGGUCGAUUUGUCACGACUGCUGGGAGAUGCAGGAGGCAGACAUGGUGUGCUCCAUGCUGGGCUGCGGUGAGCCGGUCCAGUUCAUUGGAUUCAAACCGCCCUUCAACACUCACAACAACGGACCAAAGUGGUACUACAUAUGUUAUAAGAAACACCAAACCUUGUGGGACUGCCAGGAACUCGCUAAUCCCUCGUUCUGUGGCACACAGGCUGCAGCCCUUAUCUGUAAAGGGUCUCGUGGAUUGCCUGAUCUGAAAACCACGACAGAAACUGGGCCAACCUCAAUGACCAUGAUGAUAACAAAGACCAGAGCCCCCAAUGAGUCUUUCCUGCCCCCCAUGUCCCCCCUCCUGCUGGGCUGUGUGGCGCUCUCCUUCCUCCUCCUCCUCGCCCUGAUCACCAACGCUCUGCUCUGCUGCCAGAACAGAAGGAGAAAUGCUCUUGUGGUUCAGAUGAGACACUCCAGCCUGCACGCGCCGUCUGAACACUGUGAGAAUGAAUACCGAGACUCUGUAGACCUGGUCAAGAUCACCAACACAACCAUGAGCAACAAUGUCCCGUCCAAUCCCAGAAGCCUUUGGCACCAUCAGAGUAGCAUGGACAGCACAUCUGUGGACACAGACUCAGAGCACUGGGAGCCGGAUCUGACCACCUUUAGGAACUCACAACGGUACAGAACCAACAGGCCAAACCCUGGGAGGACAGCUCUGGACAGUCUGUCGGAGGAAGCUGGUGGUCCCAGCUAUGAGGCGUCUGGGGGCGUUGCCAAUCACCACCACAGCUUCCUGUCACCGGAUGAGGAACAAGUUCCAGGAACCCCUAGUGAAGACUCAUUUGAAUCCAGCACGUCCUCUGAGGAAUGCUAUGAAAACACAGGGCCACAGGUGGAGCAUGUGAUGAGGGCAGAGAGAGCUGAUCCGGGCCACACCUCUGUGGACCCUGCAAGACACAACGAUCCACCGCACUCCACCCUCACACACUCUCAUGAUCAAGGGGCAGAGAGCAGCAGUGAUGAGGAGGGUCCUCUGUACUCUCCUGUGAGUCCCGACACCCUCCUCUCCUCAGAGAGUGACUACGAUGACAUUGCUAACUACACAAACCAACUCAGUGCCACUGAACAUAUGGCAGUUUGUAACUGAAGAACAGUGGAUGCAGUUCUUAGGGUCCAGUCUUCUGCACAUUUGGUGUUUUUAAGUUUGACCAGACAUGCAAUGAUCUGUGGUUCCUGUACUUUUUGUGAAUAUAUAUUUUUCUAAAUGCUUAAUGAUUUACUGAUGACUGCAGAUAACAGUUAGCCUGACGUUGUCAUACUCAUAAUUCUAUUCAGAAUAUGAGUCUGAUAACUCUCCGUUGGGCUGUGAGUAU
Hypomesus transpacificus is the source of this 2436-nucleotide messenger RNA. Its product is annotated as deleted in malignant brain tumors 1 protein-like. Gene Ontology annotation, cellular component: membrane. The transcript has 14 exons. Lineage: Eukaryota; Metazoa; Chordata; Actinopteri; Osmeriformes; Osmeridae. The coding region runs from base 297 to 2210 and encodes 637 amino acids. The record is from RefSeq and is a predicted model, not a curated record.